Centropristis striata (black sea bass) is the source of this 2249-nucleotide messenger RNA. It is a transcript of the gene rilpl1, whose product is annotated as Rab interacting lysosomal protein-like 1. Lineage: Eukaryota; Metazoa; Chordata; Actinopteri; Perciformes; Serranidae. The transcript has 9 exons. The record is from RefSeq and is a predicted model, not a curated record. Gene Ontology annotation, biological process: cilium assembly. The coding region runs from base 256 to 1665 and encodes 469 amino acids. Gene Ontology annotation, molecular function: protein dimerization activity. Gene Ontology annotation, cellular component: cytoplasm; ciliary basal body.
AGCAGGACAGCGAUGGGCCACAGCAGAUAUUUACCCCAAACAAACCAAACUACCGGCCGGACUCCGCCGCUAGUGAUGGAUAAACCAUAGUUACCGUGUUUUAACGCUGGUUUCCGGUGUAUUUGUCGGUAGGUUUUGACGGUACGGCGGUAGACUUUAGCUAACUUAGCAGAAUUGUUCUUCCAGCGGGAGGAAGUUUGCGGGCGCGGAGGAAACAGCAGAGGAAACCGGGGAGGGCCGGAGCGCGGCCCCGACAUGGAGGACUCCGGGUCGGCCCUGGAGAAAAAUGUCGCUGACCUCACGGUGAUGGACGUGUACGACAUCGCAGCGGUGGUGGGCCAGGAGUUCGAGCGGAUCAUAGACCAGUACGGCUGCGAGGCUCUGUCCCGGCUCAUGCCCAAAGUGGUGCGGGUCCUGGAGAUCCUGGAGGUGAUGGUGAGCCGCAACUGCAUCAGCCCGGAGACCGAGGAGCUCCGGCUGGAGCUGGACAAGCUGCGGCUGGAGCGGCUGGACCGGCUGGAGAAGGAGAAGAAGCACAGAAAGGAGCUGGAGCUGGUGGAGGACGUGUGGAGAGGAGAAGCUCAGGACCUCCUCACUCAGAUCGCUCAGCUGCAGGAGGAGAACAAGUCCCUCCUCACCAACAUGUCCAUCAAAGACCCCAUGAGUGAGGAGGACCUGCAGAGACACGAGGGUAUGACAGAACGAGAGCGGCAGGUGAUGAAGAAGCUUAAAGAAGUGGUGGACAAGCAGAGAGACGAGAUCCGAGCCAAGGACCGCGAGCUCACGCUGAAAAACGAGGACAUAGAAGCACUCCAGCAGCAGCAGUCUCGUCUGAUGAAGAUCAACCACGACCUGCGGCAUAAGAUCUCGGUGGUGGAGGCUCAGGGGAAAGCUCUGAUCGAACAGAAGGUGGAGCUGGAGGCCGGCGCCCAGGCGCGGGGACAGGAAGUCACCGCUCUCCGGCAGGAAGUCACUCGCUUAAGGGAACGGCUUCAGGGAGAACUUCCUCCACAGAACCCUGAGGAACCCCCACCUCAGCCCCCGUCACCUGCAGAGCGUGUUAAAGCUGCAGCAGGGCUGUUGGGGGCUGAGGGCCCCUCUGAGCUGGUGCUGGGGGGGUCUGACCCGGCCCCGAGGCCCCUGCCUGGGUCCCUCAGCCCAGAGGGCCCCGAGGAGGAGGAGGAGGAGGAGGAGGAAGAGGCCGUGUUGCUCUGGGAGGCGAUGUGCGAUGACGACAUGCCGGCUGUGUUCCAAUAUUUCACCAAGGAGGCGCUGUGUGAGGAGGAGUCAGGAGGUCUGGACCCGAAGGACCCCAACCGGCCCCGCUUCACCCUGCAGGAGCUGAGGGACGUCCUCCACGAGAGGAACGAGCUCAAGGCCAAAGUGUUCCUCCUGCAGGAGGAGCUGGCCUACUACAAGAGCGAUGAGACAGAAGAUGAGAUGGUAACUCCUUCUCCGUCUCCUUCCCCUGAACUGAGGAGUCGUUCCCGCUCUUCUGCCCAGCCGGAGUCGGGAAUCAAACGCCUGUUUAGUUUCUUCUCGCGGGACAAGCUGCGCGGCUCGCAGCGCCAGCUGGACGACGGCGGCGGCGGCGGCCUCGGCCCGUGGACGGGGAAGGACGCGGUGUACACGGAGCAAGCCCAGGAGGCCUUACAGCACAUGUAGAGUCACGGGGACACUGAAAGAACUCUUUAACUCUCCAUGUCCAUCACAGCGAGGCCCGGCCCGGCCCGGCGCCACCAGCUCCCACCGCACGCCAAAACACCAAAACACCACUAGAGACUCCCGCCGCUCUGAAAGAAUCCUGACUGAGGUGAGGAGGAGAGAACCAGGCUGCAGCUUAGAGAGACUUAGUUUAUUUAAAUACCUGAGGAUACUUUAUAUAUAUAUAUAUAUAUAUAUAUAUAUACUGUAUAUCUCAGUGGUUGAUGGCACAUACUGACUUUAGAGAAGAAAGAAGAAGAAGAAGAGGGGACGGUAAACUCAAGUUGUUGGGUGGAAAGUGGAAAGUUGGUGAUUUGAGGGUGGAAAUGAAAGUUUGGGACACAAAAAUGUGCUUCACCAACUCUGAUGUGGCAGCGUUUGAUAUUCAAUGAAACAUGAAUAGUCUAGACGGAUUUCAGAAUAAAAGCCUCCUAUAAGAAGUGAGGAGCAUUUAUGGGUACAAGUCAGGAACCGGCCUACCUUACAUAUCUCAAGGGUGCUGAGUCCAAAAAAAAUGGUUCCCAAGUGAAAUUUUGAGUUUUUGA